AUGGCGUUCCACUUCCACCCUCGCACCUUUUACCACCCCACCGAGUCCUCCUCCACCUCCUUCACGCCUCUCUUCCGCCUCCUCGACGACUUUGACACCUACAGCCGCCAGAACGGCAAGUCAUCAUCUUCAUCAUCGGCAGCACCCCGCCGCCAGCAGCAGCAGCAACAGCAGGUGCAGCUCCCCCAGUGGCAGCCCAAGUUCGACGUCCGCGAGACCGAGACCGCCUACGAGCUGCACGGCGAGCUCCCUGGCGUCGCCAAGGAGGCCGUCCACAUCGAGUUCUCGGAUCCCCAGACGCUGCUCGUGCGCGGCAAGUCGGAGCGCACCUACACGGCCGGCACAUCACCGACUGAAACAACUGCCUCCACUAAGAGCGUGACUGAGAAGGCAGAGGGAGAAGAGGCUUCUUCUUCUUCUUCGCGGAGGAACUCGUACAAGGCUACCGUGGAGGACGAGGACGAGGCCAGCGAGCGCGAGUCAGGCUACGAAGUCGUCACCACGGAGGAGAAGAAGCCUGAAGAGAAGAAGCAGCCCGUCGACAGGGCCAAGUACUGGCUCACGGAGCGCAGCAUCGGCGAGUUUUCGCGCAGCUUCCACUUCCCCACGCUGGUGGACUACGACGGCGUCAGCGCGAGCUUCAGAGACGGCAUCCUGAGCAUUGUCGUGCCCAAGGCGAAGAAGCAUGAGGCUCAUCGCAUCGUGAUCAACUAA
Messenger RNA from Trichoderma citrinoviride, 714 nucleotides. Its product is annotated as HSP20-like chaperone. The transcript has a single exon. The record is from RefSeq and is a predicted model, not a curated record. Gene Ontology annotation, biological process: response to hydrogen peroxide; protein complex oligomerization; response to heat. NCBI's taxonomy places the organism in Eukaryota, Fungi, Ascomycota, Sordariomycetes, Hypocreales, Hypocreaceae. Bases 1 to 714 code for a protein of 237 amino acids.